AUGUGGCUAAGCACUUUGUUCCUUUUCGUAACUGGUAUUCUCUCAACUUCGGUUGCUGCUUUUCGCUAUGACUGGAGCAAUAUUACCUGUAAGGGGCUUCAUGGACCUCACUGUGGAACAUAUUUGCUGAAAGUUAAGAACCAAAAUGACACUUAUCUCGGCCAAAGCUAUUUUGUUGGUGCUGACGCUCUUGCUAAUGACGCUACUGAUGCAUGGGGCAGGUUACUGCAUGAAGAGUAUCGCUUUAUUCCUAGGCUAACCACCGUUCAAACCCUAAAUGACACUGGAAACUUCCGCCCCUUUGUGGGCACCACCGAUAUGAGCACUUGCAACUUUCAAUCCGUUGAAAAUGCAGUCGUUCCAUAUAUUAACACUGUGACCAAUGAGCUUUCUUAUGAUAGCUGGGCUUCUAUCAGCAUGAACGCGACAGCUGUCACCGGAGUUGCUCCCCAGCUGUUGAAAGCUUCAACUUACGGCAUCCAGGUUGCCAUUUGCAACCCUGGUUUUAUUACCGACUUAUUUCAGUCUCCAACCGUCAAUUUAUUUAACGUCGAAGAUACCCUACCAUCUUGGUGUGAGGCCAUCGAGGUUGAAGCAGUCUGCCCUGCUGAUGUCAAUUACGAUACACGCUAA
Molecule: messenger RNA, 633 nt
Organism: Lachancea thermotolerans CBS 6340
Lineage: Eukaryota; Fungi; Ascomycota; Saccharomycetes; Saccharomycetales; Saccharomycetaceae
Product: KLTH0F00176p
Exons: 1
Coding region: 1-633 (210 amino acids)
Source: RefSeq, a predicted model, not a curated record